Blepharisma stoltei is the source of this 756-nucleotide messenger RNA. The record is from the annotation of a GenBank genome assembly. Lineage: Eukaryota; Ciliophora; Heterotrichea; Heterotrichida; Blepharismidae.
AUGGAAACAAAAUCAAAAAGCUCAUUAAAAAAGCUGUUUAGAAAAGGAACCAAACGCAAUACAUGUGCUUAUUGUGAUGAAGCUCCUAAACACAAGUGCAUAUCAUGCGAAAAUAAUGUUUGCAGUUUCCAUUCAUGUGUUCGAAAAAUCAACAACAAAAAAAUUCUUAUCUGCGACAAAUGCCAUUACUCUGACGUUCAAGAACAACUAAGAGCUGAACGAGAAGCUGAGCUUUCAAAAACUCGUGAGGUUUUGCGAAAGAUGCUUGAAAACAACAACAAAUUAAUCGAAGAUGCCAAUAAUGAAGAAAUCAAAGCUUCAGAAAUCCAAAACAAAAUCGCGAACUUUGAUGCUUUAACAGACAAAGUUGCAAAUGAAAAAAGAGAGUCAAUCAAAGAAAUUCUGCUUGAGCAGCAACAAAAUUGAAAGUGCUAUACAAGCUUAAAAGAAGCAUUAGACCGAAAGAAAUCAGUAUAUGACACUUCACUUCAAAAAUGGCAAAGCAUCCAAGAGCAGAUUCUGAACCAUAAAAUUGAGAUAGAGAGAAUCAAGAGCGAGACUGAAGAAAGAUCAAUCCAUAUAGGAGUUUUGAAGGAAAGAGAAGUCACUAGUGUAAAACCCGAAAGAUUGCUGAUGAUUUUGUGUAGAAGCUGUCAAGACAAAUGAUUUGGAAAUUCUGAGGCAGCGAGAAAAUCGUUUCUUGGAGACAUGGAGCAGCAGCAGAGGAAUAAUAAAGUUUGUUGUGAAAUAUGGUAA